Scophthalmus maximus (turbot) is the source of this 622-nucleotide messenger RNA. RefSeq names its product microtubule-associated protein 1 light chain 3 gamma (gene map1lc3c). The record is from RefSeq and is a predicted model, not a curated record. The transcript is spliced from 4 exons. Gene Ontology annotation, molecular function: ubiquitin protein ligase binding. Lineage: Eukaryota; Metazoa; Chordata; Actinopteri; Pleuronectiformes; Scophthalmidae. Gene Ontology annotation, biological process: autophagy of mitochondrion; autophagosome assembly; cellular response to nitrogen starvation. Gene Ontology annotation, cellular component: autophagosome membrane; cytosol; autophagosome. Bases 65 to 451 code for a protein of 128 amino acids.
UCCUCCUCCUCCUCCAUUUAAGCGCAGAGCGCGUGUCGCCGCUGCCUCCUCCAUCACACACACGAUGCCUCCGUUCGACAGGACUCCGCUGCAGAACAAACCGUUCAAACAGAGGAAGAGCUUCGCCACGAGGAGGCAGGAGGUGGCGGGGAUCCGGUCCAAGUUCCCCAACAAGAUCCCGGUGAUCAUCGAGCGAUACGAGCGGGAGAAGUUUCUUCCUCCGCUGGACAAGACCAAGUUCCUGGUCCCGCACGAGCUCACCAUGACGCAGUUCGUCACCAUCAUCAGGAACCGGAUGGCGCUGCUGCCCACGCAGGCCUUCUACCUGCUCAUCAGCGACAGCGGCCUGAGCAGCAUGUCGCUCACCAUGGCUCAGGUGUACAAGGAGCAGCAGGACGAGGACGGAUUCCUCUACAUGACCUACGCCUCGCAGGAGAUGUUCGGACACUGACGCACACGCCUCCCGCUCCUUUUUUAAUUCAGUGUGUCGGACCUCCUGAUCUACUGUACAUACCAGAAUAUUUUUAAUUUAUUGUAAAAAAAAAAAACAGUUGAUUUGUAAGAUGGGAUUUUAAUUAUGUUUAAUUAUGUGGCUCCAAUAAAUCUUAUGUCAAAACUAUGA